Messenger RNA from Tribolium castaneum (red flour beetle), 518 nucleotides. It is a transcript of the gene RpLP1, whose product is annotated as Ribosomal protein LP1. The transcript is spliced from 2 exons. Gene Ontology annotation, cellular component: ribosome; cytosolic large ribosomal subunit. The coding region runs from base 119 to 454 and encodes 111 amino acids. Gene Ontology annotation, biological process: translational elongation; cytoplasmic translation. Gene Ontology annotation, molecular function: protein kinase activator activity; ribonucleoprotein complex binding; structural constituent of ribosome. NCBI's taxonomy places the organism in Eukaryota, Metazoa, Arthropoda, Insecta, Coleoptera, Tenebrionidae. The record is from RefSeq and is a predicted model, not a curated record.
GGUGAACCCACAUGUCAACUUCCUCUUUCUUUUGAGAAAACUUCGCGUGUGCUUGUUCUCUCUGAGCUAAGGCCAUUUGGCGACUUGCACAAUUAACUAAUUACAAAAUACAUCAAAAAUGACUUCAACAGCCGAACUCGCUUGCGUCUAUUCCGCCCUCAUCUUGGCUGACGACGAUAUUGCCGUUACCGGCGAGAAGAUUCAAACAAUCUUGAAAGCCGCUAACGUCGAUGUCGAGCCCUACUGGCCUGGCCUCUUCGCCAAGUCGCUCGAGGGUGUCAACAUCAAGGAACUGAUCACCAAGAUUGGCUCCGGUGUUGGGGCUGCCCCAGCUGCUGCCGCGUCCGCCGCCGCACCGGCUGCGGCUGCUGCUGCCCCAGCCAAGGAGGAGAAGAAAAAAGAGGAAGAGCCUGAAGAAUCCGACGAUGACAUGGGUCUGGGACUCUUUGAUUAAACUGGAGUUUCGUUAUGGAAAUGUACAAUUUGUAUUUUAAGUAAUAAAACUCUUUUUUAAAUUA